GUAGCGUUUUCGAGGAAAGGAAGCCCUGACGCGCGAUGACUGGUCUUAGGCCUGAUUACCGUAUUAGUUUUCAAAGAGGGAAGGGACAGCACUGAGGGAUGGCUUCUUAUCCGCUUCAGCUUCCAUCCACCGCGAUUGACGGUCGCAGUCUGAAGCCGACUAGAGCACCGAAAACAUGUCGUUCCUUCAGAGCAGCAGGAUCGAGGAAUUUACUAACAUUGCGAAACGCAUCGCGGUUUCCGGUAAGACUGAUUAUAUCCCGGUUACAAUCUCCAGCCAAGGUGAACUCGUCAACCUUUCGUAUCUCCGCGUCAUCAUCGUCCAGUUCGGAUAAUAUCAUUCCUUCACAAGACGCCACGUCAUCAGAAACUGACACGUCAGCAUGGCCGGAACCGCCUGCUCUGGGAUUCGACUACCGGAAAGCCACGGCGGAUGCGACAUACCGCAUCGUCGGUCAGCGAUACCCGGAGCUGAUGGAUCUGGUCCGAAAGGGAGUGCUGGUAGUGGUUCAGCAACCAGCAGACGAUCACGAUGACAGUGCAGCCGCCGUUAACGAAUUUGCUGAAAACGAGUCAGCUCGUAUCAGGGAUGGAAUCUCCGAGCAGCAGGGAUCAUCGGUUGGUACAAUGUCGAAUCAGCCUGGUUCGGCUGGUAGAAGCAGCCUGUUGCCUCGCGAGAUCUUUAUUCUCGGCACGACGCAUGUCUCAGAAACGGCUGCUGAGGAUGCUAGGAGGGUGGUGCAAAGCGUUCAGCCGCAGAACGUGGUGGUGGAGCUCUGCAAGAGCAGAGCACCCAUAAUGUACGAUCCUGCACCCGAGCCCAAUCAGCCCUUGGCGCCGGGCUCUGCUGCCAGUGGUAGUGCCGGAACUGGCAGUGCUUCUGCCAGCAGUAGUAGCAGUGCUGCCGCUGGUCCUGCCCGCGAUCUAUUUCUCAUGGGAGGGGCCAGCCUUCCCCAGGCGCUCAUGCGCAGCAUUCAGCUCGGAGGUCAGUCCAGUCUGUUGCUCCGUCUGCUUCUCUCAUUUGUGUCUCGCCGGUCCGGCCAAGCAGCAGGCGUGCAGCCAGGCCAUGAGUUCCGAGCAGCAAGAGAGGCGGCAGAUGCUAUUGGUGCACAGCUGGUGCUAGGAGACCGACCCAUAGAGAUCACUUUGCGCCGUGCGUGGAAGGCACUCUCUCCAAUAGAUCGCACCCGCCUCGCCUCCGCUCUCUUCCAAGGCGGACUGAAGGGGGGCAAAAUGGAGCAGGGCGAGUUGAAAGGCGCCCUCCUAAAAGGGCGUGAUUCAAGUGUUAAGCGGAUGGGGGGGGACGGAACGGAGGGGGGAGAUGAGGAGGUGGAGUUUCUGUCGGCCGUUUUCCAGGAAGUUGCACGGCAGUUUCCGACGGUCAUCGGGCCAUUGGUGCAUGAGAGAGAUGCGUAUCUAGCGUGGGCCUUAAAGCGGAGCAAGGCUGUAAGAGGCUGUGACAGGGUUGUCGGUGUGGUGGGUAGAGGGCACUUGCCAGGCGUCGUGCAUUAUCUGCAGCAAGAUAAUCAGCAAAGAACACUGCGAUUCAAGCAGCUUGUGGGAGCAAGUGCAUCCGACGAAAAGGAUACAGGAAAAGGGGGCAUGGCUGUGCGUGUAGCUAGAAGGGUGGGAAUAGAAGUCGCUGUUGGUCUUGGGCUUUGGUGGGCGUUUUCAUUAAUUUCAUAAGUUCAUUCUUGAAGUAGGGAUAGUGGGGGUAGUUGGCUUUUUACCUCCCAUUCUCCGUCAGUGGAUGGCUCUCUAUGUACUAGUUGCUCAUUAUCGCACCAGCCAAUAUCGAUUCAUUGAUGUUUAUCCCGAUUCCCG
Closterium sp. NIES-67 is the source of this 1823-nucleotide messenger RNA. The record is from the annotation of a GenBank genome assembly. Lineage: Eukaryota; Viridiplantae; Streptophyta; Zygnematophyceae; Desmidiales; Closteriaceae.